Messenger RNA from Maniola jurtina (meadow brown), 1579 nucleotides. RefSeq lists its product as uncharacterized. The record is from RefSeq and is a predicted model, not a curated record. The transcript has a single exon. NCBI's taxonomy places the organism in Eukaryota, Metazoa, Arthropoda, Insecta, Lepidoptera, Nymphalidae. The coding region runs from base 728 to 1579 and encodes 283 amino acids.
CAACCAACGCCUUACCGGUACCUAUACCUUGGACAGGGAUGUAUCGGGAAAGGAAGAAAUAAAAUAGCAAUAAUUCAAGGAACACUUUAUUAACUUCACUUUAUUAUCGGAGGGAGACAUUCACAACGGAUAUUUUAUUGAAAAUAAAGUGAUAUCGACUUACCUCAACAUCGUGGAAGCGGUCAGUGUAUUUCUGGAUGAUUAUAGCAUGUGAUGGUUACCAACACAGUUGAUGAUUACAUAAGCAAAUUGAUGGUUCCGAUAUCAGAAUACACUGCCGCUGAAGACACCACUCCAGGAUCCACGAGCUGCUGCAACCACUUUGUCACUACAUUUUUAUCGACGAGCACAUGUUACUUUCAUGGCGGCGGUACGAACACUGAGCACGAGGCGUAUGGCGAUCUCGAGGCGACGACGUCUUCACUGCGCGGAGGCUACCGAGAACUGAGCGCGCGCCGCACAAGCCGCGCACUUUAUACUAGGCACAUUUUAUAUUAGCCUACUUGACGCCGUGCGCAUGCGCAUAUCCCGGCUCACCGAGUUGGUUAGGUUUAAGAUUUUACUUGUUAGUGUAGUUCAUUUUGUAAAUAAUUUUUGUGUAUAUAUUAGGCUAGUAUUUUCAAUAAAUCAAUGAUCAUCUGACAAUCGUUGGUUUCAAUCAGAACACGCUAAGAAUCCACCACAGUGGUUACCCCGACGAAGCGAAAACCAAAAAGAAGCCGAGAAAAUGACAGAAAACCAAGCUACUGAGGAAAAACUUGCGGACCUAGCGGCAAUCUCGGUGCAAUCACGUCUCCUUCCGUUUUGGCGAGCCGUACCCAGGGCAUGGUUCGUGCAGUUUGAAGCAGUCGUCGACCCACUCAAAACAUCAGACGAUCAAAAAUACAGAUACGUUCUGCAAAAGCUCGAGCCGAUAGAUCUACAGCACGUGACGGACAUAUUAUACGACCCGCCGGAAACUGGAAAAUAUGAAGCAAUCAAGUCCAGGCUGCUCACGGUGUAUGAAAAGUCAGAGGUCCAGAACUUCCAGAAACUAAUCAGCGGCCUAGAACUCGGUGACCAGAAGCCCAGCGUAUUGCUACGGAAGAUGCGAGAACUCGACAAUGGCCUGAUUACAGAGGAAGGUUUAAAAAUUGAAUGGCUCAACCAUCUGUCACCCCAGAGUCGCUGUGUCCUCUCCGUCAAUAAGGAAUCUUCACUGGACACACUGGCAGCAAUGGCGGAUCAGAUGAUGGAGUACACUGGAAGCACCUCCACCGGCACCGUUGCAGUAGUGUCGACCCCAGCGGCACCACCAACUAGCAGCCGUGAGCCUACAAAUUCAGAAAUCUUGGCGAAACUCGAAAAGCUCACGUUAGAAAUCGCCGAACUACGAGAACGUGGCCGCCCUACGCAUCGUAUGUCUCGACGCUUCCGCAACCUACGCUACCGCUCUCGUUCUCGACCAGCAUCCUCAUCAAGACGUCCAAGGGAAGCCGGUGACAACACACGGGAAUGUUGGUACCACUACAAGUUCGGCGAAAAAGCAAAACGCUGCGAAUCACCCUGCGCUCGAAAGAACAAAUCGUCGGAAAACUAG